Sardina pilchardus (European sardine) is the source of this 525-nucleotide messenger RNA. Its product is annotated as large ribosomal subunit protein eL30. NCBI's taxonomy places the organism in Eukaryota, Metazoa, Chordata, Actinopteri, Clupeiformes, Clupeidae. Gene Ontology annotation, molecular function: RNA binding; structural constituent of ribosome. The record is from RefSeq and is a predicted model, not a curated record. Gene Ontology annotation, cellular component: cytosolic large ribosomal subunit. The transcript is spliced from 5 exons. The coding region runs from base 126 to 479 and encodes 117 amino acids.
UGAAUCGAGUUGAAAUUCGCGCUGGUGACGACAUUAAAGCGUUGCAUCUUGGGACAAUCUCUCUUUCUAGCCUAGGCCACAUCGGAGCACACAACCGGUGGGUCGGAAGGAAUUCAACAGCAAAAAUGGUUGCCGCAAAGAAAACGAAAAAGUCCCUGGAGUCCAUCAACUCCCGGCUCCAGCUGGUGAUGAAGAGUGGGAAGUACGUCUUGGGCUACAGACAGACGCUCAAGAUGAUCCGCCAGGGCAAAGCCAAGCUGGUCAUCCUGGCCAACAACACCCCUGCUCUUAGGAAAUCUGAAAUUGAGUAUUACGCCAUGCUGGCCAAGACGGGAGUCCAUCACUACAGCGGGAACAACAUAGAGCUCGGUACAGCUUGUGGUAAAUACUUCAGAGUGUGCACAUUGGCUAUCAUUGAUCCAGGCGAUUCCGACAUCAUCAGGAGCAUGCCCGACCAGCAGCAGCCUGGUGAGAAGUAACUGUACAGUCCACGCCCAAAGUUGUAAUAAAAAAAUAUUACAAAAA